Chanos chanos (milkfish) is the source of this 4638-nucleotide messenger RNA. RefSeq names its product caskin-1. The transcript is spliced from 23 exons. The record is from RefSeq and is a predicted model, not a curated record. NCBI's taxonomy places the organism in Eukaryota, Metazoa, Chordata, Actinopteri, Gonorynchiformes, Chanidae. Gene Ontology annotation, molecular function: protein binding. The coding region runs from base 1 to 4638 and encodes 1545 amino acids.
AUGGGGAAAGAUCAGGAACUCUUGCAGGCGGUGAAGACCGAGGAUCUGCUGACCGUACAGCGCCUUUUACAGAGACCCAAACAGGGCAAAGCUAAACUGCUGGGCACGGCGAAGAGAGUGAAUGUGAACAUUCAGGAUGCAGAUGGAUUUUCUCCACUGCACCACGCUGCCCUUAACGGUAAUAUGGAGCUGAUAGCUAUACUGUUGGAGUCUCAGGCCAUUGUUGAUAUAAAAGACCAGAAAGGGAUGCGCCCUCUACACUAUGCUGCCUGGCAGGGGAAGACUGAGCCAAUGAAAAUGCUGCUCAAAGCAGGAUCAUCAGUGAAUAGCCAGUCAGAUGAGGGGCAGAUCCCUUUACACCUUUCAUCACAACAUGGCCACUAUGAUGGAAGCGAGAUGUUACUACAGCACCAGUCGAAUCCGUGUAUCAGAGACCACGCUGGGAAAACCCCUCUGGACCUCGCCUGCGAGUUUGGCCGAGUCUCAGUAGUCCAGUUGCUUCUCAACAGUAAUAUGUGUGCGGCCAUGUUGGAGCCAAAACCCUCUGACCCUAAUGGCACCAGUCCUCUCCACCUGGCUGCCAAAAAUGGACAUAUCGACAUCAUCAGGUUGCUGAUCCAAGCUGGCAUCGAUAUAAAUCGUCAGACUAAAUCGGGCACGGCGCUGCAUGAGGCUGCCCUCUGUGGGAAGACUGAGGCAGUGCGUCUGCUGCUGGACAGCGGUAUCAGCGCUGGAGUCAGAAACACGUACUGCCAGACAGCGCUGGACAUAGUCAAUCAGUUCACCACCACACAGGCCAGCAGGGAGAUCAAACAGAUGCUCAGAGAUGCUUCGGCUGCCAUGCAAGUGCGCGCUCUGAAGGAUUACUGUAACAACUAUGACCUGACGAGCCUCAACAUUAAAGCCGGCGACAUCAUCACAGUUCUGGAGCAACAUUCUGAUGGACGAUGGAAGGGCUGUAUCCAUGACAACCGGACAGGAAACGACCGCGUAGGCUACUUCCCAUCCAACAUGGUGGAGGUGAUCAAGAGGGCAGGACCCUCUACCCAACAGUAUCUUAAGAUACAGCUCCGUCCGCCAGCGAUUGGCGGCUCCGUCGCUAUGGUGAACGGAGACUCCUCCCACAUCUUUCACUACAUGCCUCUCCCUCCCCCUCCCGCUCCUACCUCAGCCCCUUCCCACCAACCACUUUUCACCUCAUUUGGGUAUAACACACCCACCUGCAGCUCAUUUGGGUCUGACCCGCCCCCCUCCUGCUCAGAGGAGAAGCACUCAGAGACAGGUUCCAGAGGUUCUGUUGCCAGCCCUCAUGGUUCUCCUACUUUGAGUGGCCAACAGAGCAGCACCACUGAGGAAAUCUGGGUACUGAGGAAACCCUUAGCAGGUGCUGGCAGCAGUGGCAGCAUGGGUAGCACUGGAAGUCUGACCAGCGGACGCUCGUCUGGCAGCGGGCAGAGUAGCAAUGCCAAUGCCCACCUGGCAAACAAUCCUGUGCCCAUACCAACCACACCCACACAUGCACCUGGGGUCAACACACACGGCCUCAACGUACCAGGGCUACAUGCACAGGCUGAGGGAGUGAAGCUGUUAGCAACAGUUUUGUCUCAGUCAGCCAAAGCUAAAGAGCAUCUGCUGGAGCAGUCACUGUCAGUGGAACAGAACACAGCCUCUUAUCAGCGGUCUCAGAGUGUAUCUGGAGGAACUCCUCAUGAGAAGAAACCGUUUGUGGAUCCCUUACUGCAGAGAAAGGAUGAGGCUUCUGCUGAGAGCAAGAAUUCAGAGGCAGUUAUCGAAUGGCUUACUGGGUUUCAAUUACAGUUCUACACUACAAACUUUCUGAGUGCAGGAUAUGACUUGCAAACAAUCAGCAGAAUGACCCCUGAGGAUCUUACUGCCAUAGGGGUGACUAAACCUGGCCAUCGGAAGAAGAUGAUAUCAGAGAUAAACAAACUGGAUGUCCCUGACUGGAUACCUGACAAGAAACCUGCUAACCUGGCGGAGUGGUUGUCCAUGAUUGGUCUGAGCCAGUACUACCAGACCCUUGUUCAGAAUGGCUAUGACAACAUGAACUUCAUUAGCGACAUCACUUGGGAGGAUCUACAAGAGAUUGGCAUCACUAAACUAGGGCACCAGAAGAAGUUGAUGCUGGCUGUGAAGAGACUGGGAGAGCAGCAAAAAGGGAUCGAUACUCCCAGUAAGGUGAGCAAAUCCAGUGACAGCCCUGAGUCAAGCCAGCCGAUCACGACGGACAGCACAACUGUUGAAUUGGACACCAACGCCACUCCAUCUCCCCGGGUUUCUAAGGGAUCAGAAGGGCGUGGUUCCCCACGACACAGUGCGCAGGGUCGUGGCUUACAGAGGGCGAACGCCCCGCCUCCUCUUAGGAAGCCAGGGUCUAACGAGAGUCCCAUCCACACCCCACCACACACGCCCACCAAGACCAAAGGCUCCUCCCAGCACACGCCAUCUCCCACAAAGAGCCCAUCAUCCCCACUGAAGACCCAGAACAGGACAAGGGCUCCCAGCGAUUCAUCCCGUGCGAACACUCCAACUCGUAGCGUUCCACUACUCUGCCUGCCCCCUGAGGGAGGGCCUGAGGAGGGGAAUGGACAGAUGGGGCCGCAGAGAAAACGUGGCCCGGGAGGUGGUGGCAAUGGUGAACAUGCCGGAAAGGAUCUUUCAUUGCUCGAUACUUCGGUCAAAUACGCUACGAUGGGAGGGACCAAAGUCAUUCGCAGCAGUUCUGCAAGAGGCCCCGGAGAUGCCCUUGAUGCAGGCAGCGUCAAUCGCAGCCAAUCGUUCGCCACUGCCACACGGCCUCGCAGGAAGACCCGCCCACCGACCCCGCCCAAACGCUCCUGUUCCUCCAUCUCUACUGGCAACUUGGCAGAUGAGGGAGCUGACGCUGGAGAUGGCAGAGCCUCAGAGGAUGGUACAGGAAGCUCAUUGCUCAGUGUGACCUACAGGGAGCGUCGCCGUAGUGACUGCGGGAUUGCCAUGGAAAAAAGCUCAACGGGAGGCAGUGUGAGAAACAUUGCAGCUAUGUUGGAGAUGUCCUCACUUGGAGGUGGAGCCAAGGGAGAUGUGUGCAGUUACUUACAGGUGAGUCCUGAGCUCCUGCGGAGGAACCCCAAUUCUCUCAGCUCUGACACAGACUUGCAGGGGCGGCGCCGCACCAUCAGUGGACCAAUGACUGGUUACACAGACACAGACAACCAACCUGAUGCUGAGGCUGAAACACUUCCCAGGCAGACCCCUGAGCCACGCCCACGCUCCAUGAUUGGCCAUACGGAUGGCACAGCGUCCACACUAUCCCAGGCGGAUUGGUCACGGGUGGAUGCCACGGCAACCUUGAGAAGACCACAGCUGUCCAGCCACCACCACGACACCAGUGAAAAUUUUAACCUAACAGAGACUAAUACUAUCCGACGCCGCCCCAAAGCCCUGACACCAUCACAGGCCAACGUGACGGAAGUGAAGAGUGGUCGUAGGAGGCCUGCGUCAGAGGCAUGUUUGAGGGAGGGAACUGACGGAGGUGAAGGCAAGGCUCAGAGGGAUAGUUCUGAUUUCGGCUCUCUGCCCAGAAAGGCCCUGAAGCCCCCUGUCUCACCAAAACCAGCAAUGGCACCCAGAAAGACAGAUGCCCCAACACUGACGAGGCGCGUCCCCCUGCCAGCCCCAGAAGGGCCUCAUAGCCCAGUUGAUGUGAAGCGUGUUCCUCCCCCAGUGUCACCCAAACCCAGCCCACCUCCCACACUCCCCAAACCUACCAAAAUAAAACCGCUCCCACACGCAGGGCCUUCCAGUGACCCUCAGACACAUACACCCACCCCUCCAAGCACCCCUCAGAUGCACCCAUCUUUCCCCAGUCCCGGUUCUGCAGAGCAAUCAAAUGCCAUGACCCAGGCACUCAGCCCAGUUACCACAAAACCACCUGACACCCACAUGCUCUCUCCUAGAGCUGCCACUUCCCCAGCACAGAGUCCACAGACCCCACAAACCCCCCAAACACCGCAGACACCCUCCACGCCAGGCAGUGGACCACCGCCGAUAAAGCCCCCACGAUCCUCCAUGGCUGGACUAUCAGUGGACAUCCCUGGGCCCAUGGAAGUGGAGCUAGGUGGAGCAGAGGCCGUUCAACAAAGACUGAGGGAAGUGGAGAAAAAAAGGGAGGAAACAGAGAGGGAGAGACAUGCGCAGAAGGAGGCAGAGGAAUGGAAAGAUGGAGAAGGAGAGAGGAAAAGAGGGGAGAAGGAUGGAAAAGUCGAGAGAACAGAAAAGACAGACGAGCCCGGACAAGUGGUUAUGAGGAGGAGGAAGGUUGGUGUGGCCAGACAGGACCAGGUGGAGGGUGAGAUAGAUGUGGCAGUUUUGGGUGGUGGUCCAGAGAGACUUGUAGAAGCUGAAGGAGCAGGAGAAGUAGGGAGCUCAAACGGAGGCACAGUCCCACAGGAUGUGACUCAGCAGAAGCUAGAGGAGACAAGCGCUUCCCUUGCUGCAGCACUGGAGGCAGUAGAGGAAAAAAUCAAAAAAGAGGAAAACUCUGUGGUUGAGAAAAAGAGCACAGUGAAUAUACUGGACGAUAUCGGCAGCAUGUUUGACGAUUUGGCUGAUCAGCUGGAUGCCAUGUUAGACUGA